AUGAAAGGCAUGCGUUUGAGGGAUCUCCCAUCCUUCCUUCGAACCACAAAUCCGGAUGAUGUCUUGCUUACCUUGGGCUUAGUGGUAUCGGAUGUAGUUCAUAAAGCUUCAGCACUUGUUCUUUUUGCAUUUGAUGCUUUGGAACAAGGUGUUUUGACUGCUCUCUCAUCUAUGCCUAAUAUUCCACCUGUUUAUACCAUUGGUCCUAUUGAAUUACUUCUCAAUCAAAUACCAAGAGACCCUUUGAACUUUAUCGGAUAUAGUAUGGAAAGAAGAAACUGA
Messenger RNA from Prunus armeniaca (apricot), 282 nucleotides. The record is from the annotation of a GenBank genome assembly. Lineage: Eukaryota; Viridiplantae; Streptophyta; Magnoliopsida; Rosales; Rosaceae.